AUGGCAGCGCGCGCUCUUUUGUCAUCCCGUCUCGCCGGCCAUUACGGGCAGGAGGCGGUGAACUGCGGCCGCCGGGCGUUCAGCGCGGCGGCAGCGGCGGUGGCGCGGAAAGAGCCUGUCGAAGUGGCCGGCAAGGCAAGGCCGGCGGCAGCGGCGGAUAAAGCGGCGGCGGCAAAGGUGGAGGAGGAGGAGGAGUCCUUCUGGAUGAGGGACCCCAAGACGGGAUGCUGGAUGCCGGAGAACCACCUGCACGACGUCGACGCAGCCGACCUCCGGGCGCGGCUGCUCUUCUCCAAGAAAGAUUAA
Miscanthus lutarioriparius is the source of this 306-nucleotide messenger RNA. Lineage: Eukaryota; Viridiplantae; Streptophyta; Magnoliopsida; Poales; Poaceae. The record is from the annotation of a GenBank genome assembly.